AUGGGUAGAAAAAUCAGACAAUGGAUGAAGCCAGAUACAGAGAGAACAAAGACCCCCACCAUGGAAGCUUACAACACAAAGAAAUUGAAGGAGAAAGCAAAUUCGAAUCCAUGGCUAAAUGGCGCAAAUACUCAGAAUGCUACCUCAACAUUGGCUACACCUGUGUUCGCCAACAACGGCAUCAAUAAACCACAGUGUGUUUUGCGCCAUGCUGUCCUAACUCAGCAGAGUGCAGCUGUAGUGGUGGCCUCAUAUGAGAUUGCAUUGGAAAUUGCCAAACGAAAAAAGGCUCACACGAUUGGAGAAACACUUCUGAAGCCCUGCAUGUUGAGAGCAGUAAAUCUUAUUCUUGGAGAAGCCAGUGCAAAGAAGAUGCAGCAAGUAGCCCUGUCAAAUAAUAUUAUACAGAGGCAUAUUUCUAAAAUGUCUAUGGAUGUGAAGGAGCAGGUUUUGACUGAAAUCAAGGCUUCUCCAUUGUUCUCCUCUCAGCUCAAUGAGUCAACAGAUGAAGUGCUUGAUUGUGUAAUCAAAAUUGUAAAUUAUGUGAAAACUGCAGCACUCAACACUCGGCUUUUCAAAGACAUGAAUGCUGACCACGAAGUCCUUCUUUUCUACACAGCAGUACAUUGGUUAUCAAAAGGGAACGUUGUUCAUCAUGUCUACAAGAUGAAAGAUGAAAUAAAGCUAUUCCCGGAAGUUCAAGAAAAGACAGAUCUUGUAGCUCACUUCGAAGAUGAAGCAUGGAAUAAAAGGAACUGGUGUCGGAAAACCAAUCUUGAAAACAUUGCUAUGUUCGAAAAACUUUGUGGAGUGAUGGAUGAGUCCCAGGUCCAACUGGAUCAGUUCCUCAAGGAUGAGAUUACUGAACAUCUUCAGUCUCUAGAAAAGGAAUUUGAGCAAUACUUCCCUGAGCUAUCAGAGGAACAGGAGGCCCUUGUAAGGAACCCAUUUGAUGUAUCCAGCAUCCCAGAUGAGAUCCAAGAUGAAUUUCUGGAUCUAAAGAACGACUCUACAGCUCGUGAUCUCUUCAAGGUGAAAUCGGUGACUGAGUUCUGGUGUGCUAUGUGUCAGUCGUACUACAAAGUCAGCAUGAUAGCCUUACGUGUCCUUAUUCCAUUUGCUUCUGCGUACUUGUGUGAGACAGGAUUUUCAACUCUUGUGAAUAUAAAAACAAAAAAUAGGAACAGACUGGAUGUUGGAGAUGACAUGAGACUGGCUCUAACAAAUGCCCGGCUACAAAUUUCAAAGCAUGCUGCUCAAAUGCAGCAUCAGGCAUCCCACUAG
Molecule: messenger RNA, 1284 nt
Organism: Macrobrachium nipponense
Lineage: Eukaryota; Metazoa; Arthropoda; Malacostraca; Decapoda; Palaemonidae
Product: protein FAM200A-like
Exons: 5
Coding region: 1-1284 (427 amino acids)
Molecular function (GO): protein dimerization activity
Source: RefSeq, a predicted model, not a curated record